AUGGGGCACCUGGCCCAUUCGACUGAUGUGAGAACUACUAGAUUGGAGGUUGUUGUGCCAUGGAUGAUUGAGGCUGCAAUUUUAACCGCACUUACCCCCUUCCGAACUUCCAUUGACACUCUCACUACAAGAGUUGAGGCUUGUGAGAGCAAACAGGGGGAGACCUCUAAGGUUACGAUUUUGAAAGUCGAAGUAGCAGAUCUAAGGAAGGAUGUAGAUUAUCUAAAGUAUAUUGACGUCACUUCACUUCUGGAUGUUGUGGAUGAUGUGGAUGCCUCUGAGACUUCAGAAAUUCCUCCGACUACGACCGGAGAUGUACAUAGGGAUGGCACAACAACUGAUGAUUCGGAGGCAGAGACUAGUGAGGAGCAAAUCAAGAUGAGGGAGGAGAGCAUAUAA
Messenger RNA from Solanum stenotomum, 399 nucleotides. RefSeq lists its product as uncharacterized. Lineage: Eukaryota; Viridiplantae; Streptophyta; Magnoliopsida; Solanales; Solanaceae. The transcript has a single exon. The record is from RefSeq and is a predicted model, not a curated record. The coding region runs from base 1 to 399 and encodes 132 amino acids.